UAUGGAUCUGAGUUCCUAACUAAAUUAGAUGAAAUUUAUUAGAGGUCUUGAUUUUCGUAAAAAUUUGAUCGACAAUGGACAUUUAGGACAAGGCAAUAACAUGGUUUAUAAUGUCUCAGUCAAUGGUCAUAUUUAUGCAUUAAAAGUAAACUAUUCCUAUUUACUAAGUAAGUCAUAAUCAAUUAAUGCAACAUUGAAAAUGAAAUCAAAAUUAUGCAAUCAUUAUCACCAUCUCCUUAUGUUAUCAAUCUGAUUGAUUAUAUGAUAUUAGAAACUGUCACUUAAGAUAAAUAUACUCAAAGCUAAUAAUUUGCGUAUUUACUUAUGGAGAAAGGUUAGUAAAAUCUAGAGUAAUAUCUGAAAUAAAGAGAGAAAUAAUAUUUAGAGAUUGAGGAAUUGCAUAAAAUAUUGGAAUAGUUAAUAAAUAUAUUUGAAUAUCUGUAAUAAAAAAACAUAGCUCAUCGUGAUAUAAAAUUAGAAAAUAUUCUCAUAAUGGAAGGAUUUUAACUCAAAGCAUGUGAUGUUGGCUGUAGUUCAAAAGUGGAAACAAUUUCCACCAUAAGUGUUGUCGGAACUAAGUCUUACUUAGCACCUGAAUUAUUGAAUGCUGAAACAAAUAGAUUUAAACACAAUCCUUUUAAAAGUGAUGUUUACUCUCUGGGACUAUGCUUACUUUACUUAGUUACAUUAUAAUUAUGGAAUUCAAGAUAGAAGGUUAAUUCUUAAGUUGAAGAAGAAAUUAUAAAUGAUUAUUUAAAGCAUGUUAAAAGAAUUACUGCUGAUGAUAAUCUUAUUAUAGAUAUCCUUAAAAAGAUGUUGUAAAUAAAUCCUCAUGUUAGACCUGAUUUUAUUGAAUUAAAAUAGAUCUAUUAAUAAUUGAAAGAAUAUUAAAAUCAGUAGAUUCUGUUAUCUAAAGGUACAACCUUUGAAUCAUUUGAAUCACCAAAAAAAUGUCAUACUUAACAAGAUUAUCUUUCUCCUGAUGUUAUAAUAAAUAGAAGCAGAAAUACAGGAUCUAAUUUUUAUAAAGAAGAAAGGUAAAAAUCAAUUAGAAAUUUAUCAUCCAAUUUGAGUAACUCAAAGAAAUAAAAAUCACAAGUCAACCUAUUAAUAGAAUCAUCUAGAAAAUUAUAAAUCACAAAAUCUCCCAAAAAUUCAUCAACUUAGAAUUUACACAUUAAAGAUACGUAAUUUUUUAAUAAACCUCCAACACCUAGUUCUGUUAAAAAUUCUUAAUCCUUCAAAACUAAAUCUUAUUAAGCUUCUGCAUCACCAAAUCAUUUACAAACAAAUUAAUAAUAAAGGCAAUUCUCUAAAUUCCAUCAAUCUGUAAUUGAAAGUAAAUAAAUUCACACUGAAAGCUUUUCUUAAACUAUACAAAUAACACAAUCAAUUAUAUUGACUGAUACAAAACCUUUUAGUGAUUUUCUAUAUUGCAGUUAUGAAGAAUUAAAUAAUUCAUAACAAUUUUAAAACUAUAUUUGCCUAUUUAAUGAAAAAAAAUAACAAUAAAAAAAAUGUUAAUUGCCUAAAAGUUGUAAAUUCUUAAAUUUAAAAAUAAAUAAUUAAACCCCAGAAUUACAUUUAUCUCCAGAAAAUGACAUAUAAAUACUAAUUUUAGAAUUAAUUGAUGAUUCUAAUGAACAAAAUCUUAAUUACAGAUGGUCUGAAAAUCUUGGUUCUAUGAACUUUUAAGCAAUAACUUUACUAGAAAUUAUUGUUAAUACAAAAUAAUCUUAAAUUAAUAAUAUUAUAUAAUUUCUAACAAAAAUUUAGCAUAUUCCUAGAAUAAAGUUAAUAUUUUAAUCUGAAAUAACUGAAUCAGAUCAUAGAACUAUAAUGUGGAAAUUAAGUAGAUAUAAUUGUACUUCACUUGAAUUUAGAAUACCAAAUAUUAAAUUAAGCUUAUCUUAAACAUCUUAAUUAUGGUAAUUUAAUUAAUCUUUGGAAGAACUAUCCUUAGAUUAUGAAAAUUGUGGAAUACAUCAGACUUUUUCAUUUCUUGUUACAUCAUUAAGGACAGUUGUACUUAAAAAGUUAUAUAUCAAUUUAACUAAAUUGUAAUCUAAAAAUUCUGAAAUAAGUUUGUUUCUUGAGUAUUUGGGAUCCAAAUCUUUACUUAAAGAUUUAACCUUAAUUAUGGAUUAAAUUACAAAUUAUGAUAAAAUGGUCUAAGAAAAAUUGAAGAACAAUAUUUCUAAACUUAAAAAUUUAGAAAAAUUAUAAUUAUCACUUGUAGGAAAUAACAUCAAUAUUGAGUUCAUUGAAAAAUUAUUUAAUAUAUUUGAGUAGCUCAAAUAACUUUAAAUUAUAAUCAUUCGAUUUGAUAGAAUAUUUGAAAAAGAAAAAUUCAGAGAAUUAAAAAAGAUAUUUCCUUUCUUAAAUAAGUUUGUCUUAUAAUUUUAUUGUACAAAUAGUACCUUAACAAUCAUUAUGCAUAAUAAUGAGAUUUAAAAAUAGUAGGAUUAUGGAACCACAAAAUGUAAUCAAGGUAUAUAGGUCAAAUUAAGUUAGAUGUAUGAAUGUAUAAAAUGUUCUAAAUCUCAUUAUUUCUUUUUAAAGCGUUAAUUUCAAAUAUGUAGCACAUGUGUAACAUAUUGUCAUUCUAAGUGCAAUAGUGUUAAUAUGAAUAAAAAUGAAGCAAUAACAGUUUGUUCAGAUUCAUUAACAUAAAGUCAAUAUAACAUAAAUACAAUAAAGAAGAAUCAUACUUUUAUUGAAUCAAAUGACACUAAAGAUUUUAAAUGUUAUUGUAAUUUAUUAGGAACUUGUUCUUAAGCAAUUUGUAAUAAAGAUAAAAAUAGAUAUGAAGUUUAGUUUAAGUAUAAUUUUUUUUAUAUUUUUAGAUGCAAAACAUGUAAUAAAAUACUUUGUCGAAUGUGUUCCUUAGAUUGCCAUUCAACUCAUAUUAAUAAAGAAAUGUAUAUAACUAAUUUUAAAUGUGAAUGUGAUUGUGAUAAACAUAUAUGA
Paramecium sonneborni is the source of this 2970-nucleotide messenger RNA. The record is from the annotation of a GenBank genome assembly. NCBI's taxonomy places the organism in Eukaryota, Ciliophora, Oligohymenophorea, Peniculida, Parameciidae.